Messenger RNA from Vollenhovia emeryi, 926 nucleotides. RefSeq lists its product as uncharacterized. Bases 115 to 684 code for a protein of 189 amino acids. Gene Ontology annotation, cellular component: MIS12/MIND type complex. The record is from RefSeq and is a predicted model, not a curated record. Gene Ontology annotation, biological process: chromosome segregation. The transcript is spliced from 3 exons. NCBI's taxonomy places the organism in Eukaryota, Metazoa, Arthropoda, Insecta, Hymenoptera, Formicidae.
AGAAGCACGCAGCGGAGGUUCGCGGGGACCGUUAUUACGGUGCGUCCUUGUUGACGACUCGCCGUGUGGCGCGUGGACUCGUUUCCCGCGCGAACGAGAGGCGUCGGCCGGGAAAUGGCGGAGGACGAGGGGGCGGACUGCCCGAACAACGCCCGGCUGUUCCGGAUCGCCGUCUCCAACUGCCUGAAGAGCAUAGCCGAGUCCGUGAGCGAGACCGAGUUUCUCAAGAUACUCACGGUGCUCGAGUCGCAACCCAGUACGGCCCGGAAGCUGCACAAAGUCAUGAUAAAGGAACUGUACGACAGCAUGAAGGAUGACCUGGAGGCUUUACUAGAGGAGGGCGAUCUGCGCCAGGUCUUCACCAAGAUAGCCAAGCUGUCCGAGGAGAGCAUGGCGUCGUCCAACGAACACGCGUGGCGUCCGCCGGGGGACGUGGCUACGCACCUUAGAUCGCUGGACGUGCACGAGAUCAAAGAGGCGACCGAGGAGUUGGAGAAGCGGGUGAACGAGAUGGAAAGGGAGAACGAAACCCUGAUGAGGUCGAUCGCGGAAAGUAGAUCGAGGAUACUCGCCACGAACGACGGCGUGACGAGAAUUCUGAAUCGCGCGCCGAUCAUACUGCAACAAUUGGAGGACACGUGCGAGCAUCUGGCGACUUGUCUCAAGGAGAUCGAGAACGAUUAGGCUCCGAGACGGCAUCUCGGACGCGCGCUUGUAUAUAAUUGUGUUUCGGUGUAUUCCUAUUAAAAUUAAUAGAUUCGCGAGGAGUACGUUUAUUAAUUGUAUACAUAUUAUUAGUUAUAUGCACGUAUGUAUAUAUUAUGUGCGCCGAAUUUUACGCGCAGGUGCAUUUAUAUCCUGAACUUUUUGUACAAGUAUGUUAUAUUUAUACGAGAAACUUUAUUAUUACAGCGUAUUAUCGAUAG